Molecule: messenger RNA, 5067 nt
Organism: Leucoraja erinaceus (little skate)
Lineage: Eukaryota; Metazoa; Chordata; Chondrichthyes; Rajiformes; Rajidae
Product: metabotropic glutamate receptor 4-like
Exons: 11
Coding region: 1762-4512 (916 amino acids)
Biological process (GO): regulation of synaptic transmission, glutamatergic; G protein-coupled glutamate receptor signaling pathway
Cellular component (GO): membrane
Molecular function (GO): adenylate cyclase inhibiting G protein-coupled glutamate receptor activity
Source: RefSeq, a predicted model, not a curated record
AUGUUCUCUAGAGACGCUGCCCGACCCGCUGAGUCACUCCAGCACUUUGUGAACUUCUGCUCAAGUUGGAUCGCUCCAACUUGCAAAAUGAGAAAUAAAUAUUUUAUUCACCUCCUCAAUUAACAUUGGACCGUGGCAUUCAAAAGCAGACGACAUGUUGGGUUUGCGGCUGGCUUUUGUUUUUAAUGAGAUCUACAUACACUUGCAGCAUUCAUUACGACGUAUGCUUGGUUGGAAACAAGUUUAGUGGGUUUUUUAGUGAGAUUUAUUGUGGGUACUUGUUACUAUGGCGAUAGAUUUUUAAACCAGCCCAGUACAACCAAAUCCCAGGUGGUUCAGGAAUGAACUGAGAUUACAUUGGCAGGCACCAGAGUGCAAAAACCGAUACUGCAUCUGAUACAAACUGCACGCCACAGAUGUCAGACGACGCCUACAAAGAUAACGCUUUAGUUUUAAGUCGACGGGCAGUAAGGCGUGCUCCAAGAUUUCCAUAUGCGAUUCCAAACGGCGAUGGGACGGCGAUUUGUUUGCAGAAACACGUAUGAUGCUCCUUUAAAACGCCUGUGUGAUUGUGGUCACCAAUCAAGACUUCGGCUCGGUUUAAAUGAACGUCUGGAUCUAAAGAGCAGAAUCCAGUUGUAAAAUUUCAUUCCGAAAGCAGCUGAUUUGCUGCAAAACCAGAUCGAUUUUUAAAAUCGCGAUUCUCUGUCCAUGAAAAAAACGUUUUUUUGUUGUGGUUUUGGGUAAUACGAGAAUCUUUUUUGCUAUGCUAAGUUGAAGGGAUUCGAUCACCUUAAGGGGACUGUACUGUACUGUGGUCGUGGCGAGUGGAAACGCUAAAGUGGGAAAUGCUGGGAUCUCACCGCCUGGCGUUCCCCGGUAUCUGGUGAUUCUUGCAGUGACUCUGGGCGCCGAAGGCAUUCAUUACAAGACGUGUCGUGUUGCGUCGGGUAUUUAUACCGUUAAGCUCCGUUUCUCCACCUGAAUCGCUGGCGUGGAGGGAUGGCAAGGCGCUAGACGGCCCUGGGAGAUGUGCUGGUUUUUAUCCAUGGGUACUUUCCAGCCUACUUAGACUGUGAAUCGUGCCAACAUCGUGGGCGAGCCCGCGGUUUCUUGCUUCGAGCAAUAACAGCCAGGAGAUUAUCAGAGACGAACACUGGAGUUUGCGUGUGUGUGUGAAUGCGAGAGAGGAAAAAAUAGCUGUACCCGGACCCAGUACAACAGGCGAAUUUGGUACGCAACUACAAUCGCCGUAUUUAGCAAUCUCGGGCACACUAUCGCGACUGAAGGAAUGCUGUGCAUCAUGUUAAACCUUUGAGUCUGAUGACUGAUGACAGGACAUCCUAUUUCUGCCUCUUUUGGAACUAUUUCAGUGGGAGUGAAAGGGCUAACAAGCUUGGUUCAGUAGGCACGUGAACUAGUUCAUAAAUCUCAGGAGAAUUUCUACCAACUGAUGCAAAGCAGAAACACAACAGGAAACUAAAAGAGCUACAAGAAACACUGCAAGCGCUCUUGACAAGUGAACAUUUAAAAUAAAACUACAAACCUCAGCAAUGCUUAAUAAAAUAUGCAGCAAAAAAUAAGUGAGCCUAUUUCAACUCCUCCACAGAUGUCUUUUGAAGAGCUUGAUGGGCAAAUUCUUCCUUUUGUUUGGUGCUUUCUAAGCGGAUACGAAAUGAUUGCAUAGACCCCAAACUCCACAGCAACUCAAAGACAAUAUUUUUUUUUUCCUUGCAGCAUUAUGCCAGAAAUGAUUAUUCCAUGACAAUGGCGUGUAAAAGAGAUCUCUAUUUUUGGUCUGAGUGUUUAUCAUUGUUUUUAUUUCUGUUUAGUUUUCAAUGGCUUGUCCCAGUUAUCGGCAAGCCGAAAGGACCUUCGCGUCCCCAUAUGAAUUCCAUUAGGAUUGAUGGGGACAUAGCCCUGGGGGGGCUUUUCCCCGUUCAUUCACGGAGUGGGUCUGGUGCUAACUGUGGGCAGCUGAAGAAAGAGAAAGGGAUCCACAGGUUGGAAGCGAUGCUGUUUGCCUUGGACAGGAUCAACAACGAUCAGGAACUCCUUCCCAACAUAACACUGGGUGCUCGGAUCCUCGACACGUGUUCCAGGGACACCCACGCCUUGGAGCAGUCUUUGACCUUUGUCCAAGCUCUGAUUGAGAAAGACAGCACCGAUGUGAAGUGCAUGAGCGGAGGACCACCAAUCAUUACCAAGCCAGAGCGAGUGGUGGGAGUUAUAGGUGCAUCAGCAAGUUCUGUAUCCAUAAUGGUGGCCAACAUAUUGCGUCUUUUUAAGAUUCCUCAGAUAAGUUAUGCAUCCACAGCCCCAGAACUUAGUGACAACACCAGGUACGACUUUUUCUCUCGUGUGGUUCCUUCGGACACGUUCCAGACACAGGCUAUGGUCGACAUUGUCAAAGCACUGCGGUGGAAUUAUGUGUCUACCCUUGCCUCUGAGGGAAACUAUGGAGAGAGCGGAGUGGAAGCCUUCAUACAGAAAUCUCGGGAAGACGGUGGAGUCUGCGUGGCCCAGUCCCUGAAGAUUCCCCGAGACCCGAAGCGUGAAGUGUUUGCCAAGAUUAUCAGGCGUCUGCUAGAAACCCCCAAUGCACGAGGCGUCAUUAUAUUUGCAAAUGAAGAUGACAUCAGGCGCGUGCUGGAGGCAACCAAGAUGGCCAAUCAGACCGGCCACUUCCUGUGGGUUGGGUCAGACAGCUGGGGUUCAAAGGUCACGCCGGUGUUACGACAGGAAGAGGUGGCAGUGGGAGCCGUCACGAUCCUUCCCAAACGGGUGUCAGUUGAAGGUUUUGAUCGUUAUUUCAUGGGCCGCACUCUGGAGAAUAACAGAAGAAACAUUUGGUUCGCAGAAUUUUGGGAAGCAAACUUCAACUGCAAGCUGAGCCGACAUGGAUUUAAACGAGGAAGCCACGUUAAAAAGUGUACAGGUUUGGAAAGAAUUGGCCGGAAUAAUUCUUACGAACAAGAAGGGAAAGUACUCUUUGUGAUUGAUGCAGUUUAUGCAAUGGCACAUGCUUUGCACAACAUGCAUAAAGACCUCUGCCGCGGCUAUGUUGGACUUUGUUCCAAAAUGAAUCCCAUCGAUGGCAAAAUCCUUCUUGAAUACAUCCGAAAAGUCAACUUCUCUGGAAGCGCAGGAAUCCCUGUGACCUUCAAUGAAAAUGGAGAUGCCCCCGGCCAUUACGAUAUUUACCAGUACCAAAUGAAGGACAACUUAACACGUGCUUAUACAGGCAUUGGAGAAUGGGCGAACAAGCUUCGGUUAAAUACUAGUGCAAUGAAAUGGCCCUCCAGUUCCCGACGAAUCCCGGUGUCAAUUUGCAGCCUCCCGUGUAAACCAGGCGAGAGAAAGAAGAUUGUGAAGGGCAUUCCUUGUUGCUGGCACUGUGAACUGUGUGAUGGAUACCAAUACCAGGUGGAUAAGUACAAUUGUAAGGUCUGCCACUUUGACAUGAGACCCAAUGAGAACCACACAGAAUGCCAUCCAAUUCCUAUAGUGAAACUGGAAUGGUACUCCCCCUGGGCCGUUGCGCCUGUAUUUUUUGCAAUUAUUGGGAUCAUCGCCACACUGUUUGUCGUCGUGACCUUCAUACGCUACAACGACACACCCAUAGUCAAGGCAUCCGGACGGGAAUUGAGUUAUGUGCUUCUGACCGGGAUUUUCCUCUGUUACGCUAUUACCUUCCUGAUGAUAGCAGAGCCCGACGUGAUCGUCUGCUCCAUGCGGCGCAUCUUCCUUGGGCUGGGAAUGAGUAUCAGCUACGCGGCUCUGCUCACCAAGACCAACAGGAUAUAUCGGAUAUUCGAGCAAGGCAAGAAGUCGGUCAGUGCCCCCAGGUUUAUUAGUCCAGCCUCGCAGCUCAUGAUAACUUUCAGCUUUACCUCCGUCCAACUGCUGGGAGUGUGCAUCUGGUUCAUUGCCGACCCUCCCCACUCCUACAUCGACUACGACGACCAAAAGACUGCCAAUCCGCAGUUUGCUCGUGGGAUCCUCAAGUGCGAUAUUUCCGAUCUCUCCCUCAUCUGUUUACUUGGAUAUAGCAUGCUCCUCAUGGUCACCUGUACCGUGUAUGCCAUCAAAACCAGAGGGGUUCCAGAGACCUUCAAUGAGGCCAAGCCCAUUGGAUUUACCAUGUAUACCACCUGCAUUGUCUGGUUGGCCUUCAUUCCAAUAUUUUUUGGGACUGCUCAGUCUGCAGAAAAAAUGUAUAUUCAAACCACCACGUUGACGAUCUCCAUAAAUCUGAGUGCUUCUGUGUCGCUAGGCAUGCUGUAUAUGCCCAAAGUUUAUGUAAUCCUAUUCCACCCAGAGCAGAACGUGCAGAGACGUAAGCGCAGUCUAAAAGCUGUCGUGACAGCAGCCACAAUGUCCAACAAGUUUACCCAGAAAGGAAAUCUCCGCCCCAAUGGAGAAGCCAAAACCGAACUAUGUGAAAAUCUCGAAACCCAAGCAUUGGCUACCAAGCAAACAUAUGUCAGCUACAGUAAUCAUGCAAUCUGAAUGAACAAGACACUCCAGAAGGGUCUGUCACGAAUUUACAGUUGAAGAAAGAUAGAUGCAUCGAUGGUCUGGAUGUCCCGUUGCAGAUGCUAACAAGGGCCAUUACAGAGUUCCCAACAGACUGAUAGUAAAAGGAUUGUAUCCAAGCUUAACGUUCACCUGGAGACCCAAAAUACCAAGAUGACAAACUGCACGGAAGGAGGAUGACAAUUCCUGGAUCUUUUGAUUCCUUGAUGAUUUGUCACCAGAAUUAACUCCCUUUAAAUCUUGUGAAGUUGUCCGUGAUUGUGUCAGAGUUGUUUUUAUUUCUAUUGAUUUUGAACUUAAUCUAUGUGUUGCGAAAUGAAAUAUGUCUAAGUGCUCACCAAAUAGAUGGCAAGUCAAUGUAUGUCACAAACUGACUGAAAAAAAAAUGUCUGCUUUAUGUCCUGACCAAUCAAAAGUACAGUGCCUGGUUGUUUAUGAAUACGUAAUGGAAAGUGUAGAGCAUGUUCAUUUUUUAUACAAAAAACAUUUCUAAUAAAAUAGUGUUUUGCAAGUCUAUGCGAUUUCUUU